AUGUCAGACACAAACCAGUCAUCCAUAAAGGAGUUCAUCAUUGUUGGCUUCCCAGGACUUCAGCCUCAAUACCAUUCACUUGUGGCUCUGGUUUUCUUUCUUGUCUAUGUGACCAUUUUGAUCGGCAACAUCCUGACAACUGCUUUGCUUUUCUUAGAAAGAAGUCUCCAGAAACCCAUGUAUUAUAUCAUUUUAAACCUUGCUUUGUCAGACAUAUGCUUCAGCACAGUCACUUUGCCCAAGAUCAUUGUCAGGUAUUGGUUUCAACUGAAGAGUAUUUCAUUCGUGGAUUGCUUUGUCCAGAAGCAGUUAGUACAUUAUUUUGGAACACUGAAUUCAUUCAUCAUGAUGCUGAUGGCUUUGGAUCGCUAUGUGGCAAUAUGUUUCCCUCUCAGCUACCACAUGCUGAUCACCAACAGGACAAUCUUGAUCCUUAGUUGCAUGCUAUGGCUGAUAUCCUGGAUCUUCCCCACUGUGACUACAAUUCACCAGUUAGCACUGUAUUACUGUGGGCCCAACACAAUUAAUCAGUGUUACUGUGAAUCUAAUUCUAUAACAAAAUUAGCAUGUGAUGACCCCACGUCCAGCAUGAUGGUAUCCUUUGCUUUAUCUAUGUUUGUUUUGCUGGUCCCACUGUCUUUCACCAUAUUUUCUUACAGUCAGAUCAUUAUCUCAGUCCUGAGGAUUGCAAACUCCCAAAGUCGCUAUAAAGCCUUUUCUACCUGUAGUGCACAGUUGGGUAUCAUUGCUCUGUAUUAUGUUCCUCGCUGUGUUGUGUAUGUAACAAACACACUGCGCAUUAUAAUCCGUAUUGAUUUCCAUAUCCUUCUAGUCCUGUUAUACAGCCUGCUUCCUCCUAUGUUGAAUCCACUAAUAUAUGUCAUCAGGACUACAGAGAUCAAACAGUGCUUCAUCAAAAGGUUCAGGGGUAUGAUAGUCUCUUCUGUUAGCAACUAA
Molecule: messenger RNA, 957 nt
Organism: Lepisosteus oculatus (spotted gar)
Lineage: Eukaryota; Metazoa; Chordata; Actinopteri; Semionotiformes; Lepisosteidae
Product: olfactory receptor 1500-like
Biological process (GO): G protein-coupled receptor signaling pathway
Cellular component (GO): membrane
Molecular function (GO): G protein-coupled receptor activity; olfactory receptor activity
Source: RefSeq, a predicted model, not a curated record